Messenger RNA from Tigriopus californicus, 1897 nucleotides. RefSeq names its product beta-catenin-like protein 1. The coding region runs from base 81 to 1847 and encodes 588 amino acids. The transcript has a single exon. NCBI's taxonomy places the organism in Eukaryota, Metazoa, Arthropoda, Copepoda, Harpacticoida, Harpacticidae. The record is from RefSeq and is a predicted model, not a curated record. Gene Ontology annotation, cellular component: spliceosomal complex.
CAAGAUAUCCCCCCCCCACUUAUGAUUUAUAUGGAGUUUCUUUAGAAUAUAAUUGAUUUUGCUUGUUUCAGAUCUUUACCAUGGACAUUGGGGAAAUCAUGAGCUACAAGCCGGUCACCGCGCCGAAACGACCGGCAGCCGGUGACGCCAAAGAGGAAGAGGAAGAAGUGGAAGACAAUCCCAACGACAGUUAUGAGAAACGAGCCGCCAAGCGUCGGAAGAAGAUGAAAGCCCAACAGCGACGGAAAGAAGAGGAGAAAAUGGCCAUGUUGGAGGCCGAGGCUGCUCAAGCCUUGGCCCAAAAGGCCGACAACGAUGGCCUGACCGAUGAGCAGCGCCAACAAAUCAAAGAAAUGGUGGACAAUGCAGAGGACACCACGGAAGCCCUAGACGAGUUGACCAUGAAGAAACUGAUCUUGGCCUUUGAGAAGAAGGGCCUGAAGAAUCAAGAGCUCCGCAUCAAGUUCCCGGAUGAGCCGAAGAAGUUCAUGGAGUCCGAGGUUGAACUCCAUCAGGCCAUCCAGGAUCUCCGAGCUUUGGCCACGGCUCCGGAUCUCUAUCCUUUAUUGGUAGAACUCGACUGUGUCCCCAGUUUUCUGGGUUUGCUCUCGCACGAAAAUACGGACAUUGCUGUGGCCGCCGUGGAUCUCUUCCAAGAGCUCACCGACGUGGAUACCUUGAACGAGUCUGAGGACGGAGCCGACGCCCUUGUUCAAGCUCUCAUGGACAAUCAAAUCUCGGCCUUGCUUGUACAAAACCUGGAACGCCUGAACGAUUCCGUUCGUGAGGAAAGUGAGGGCAUCCAUAACACCUUGGCCAUUUUCGAGAACCUGAUCGAGAUCCGGCCGGAAGUCUGCCAAGAAGCCGCCGAGGCCGGCCUUUUGUCCUGGCUCGUGAAAAAACUCAAAGUAAAAGUAGCUUUCGAUGAUAACAAGCUCUAUGCUAGUGAAAUCCUCUCGAUCUUCCUCCAAAACGAGCCGAGUAAUCGCCAAAAGUACGGUGAGAUGGGCGCCAUCGACUCCUUGCUCCAACAAUUGGCCUACUACAAACGUCAUAAUCCGGGCACUCCGGAGGAGCAGGAGAUGAUGGAGAAUCUCUUUGAUUGCCUCUGCUCGUUGCUAUUGUUCACUCCCAAUCGAGAAAGGUUUCUCAAGGGUGAGGGCCUUCAACUCAUGAACCUCAUGCUUCGUGAACGCAAAGUCUCUCGCAACGGAGCCCUCAAGGUUCUCGAUCACGCACUCAUCGGGCCCGAAGGCAAGGACUGUAGUGCCAAGUUUGUCGAUAUCCUCGGAUUACGCACCAUCUUUCCCCUCUUCAUGAAGACGCCCAAGAAGAACAAAAGGAAGGGUGUGAGUGCUGAAGAACACGAGGAGCACGUAAUAUCAAUUGUGGCUUCCCUAAUGAAAAACGCUCGAGGCCCGCAACGUCAGAGACUCAUGACCAAGUUCACCGAGGGUGACCACGAAAAGGUGGAGCGACUCAUGGAGUUGCACUUCAAGUACUUGGACAAAAUGGAAGACGCGGAUCGUCGAAUCAAGCGCCAACGAUUAGAUGAGGACGAGGCGUAUCUGAAGCGUCUGGAUUGUGGGUUGUUUUCGUUACAAUUGGUGGACUACAUCGUAUUAGAGGCGUGCUCAAGUGGUGCCCCCACUGUGAAACAACGCACCCUCCAGAUCUUGAAUCAACGUAGUGGAACGGUUCAGACGAUCCGGAAUAUCGUGAGAGAAUAUGCGGGCAAUCUGGGCGACACCGAAAGUAAUAAUGAACUGUCGGAUAAUACUGAGGCCAAGGAAGAAGAGCGAGAGGGUGAAAGGCAACAUCUGCUCCAUUUGGUGGACAAAUUUUGAUCAGUUUUUUGUAAUUUUCGGUUUUGGUGAUAAUAAAAACUAGAACCUGG